Lottia gigantea (owl limpet) is the source of this 441-nucleotide messenger RNA. RefSeq lists its product as hypothetical. The record is from RefSeq and is a predicted model, not a curated record. The transcript has 4 exons. Lineage: Eukaryota; Metazoa; Mollusca; Gastropoda; Lottiidae. The coding region runs from base 1 to 441 and encodes 146 amino acids.
AUGACUGCCACUGAUGUCGCAAGAAUUAUAAUGGUUGUGCAGUUUUUAAUUUUUGGAUUAUAUAGCGUUGCUUCAGAAUUACUUCAGCGUGCUGUGGCUGUGGCUGAGAAAACAACAGAUAGGAUGGUCUUCAGAGUACACGAUGGUCAGAUAAUAUUUGCUGAAAUGAAUUGGGGUUUAAUGAAAUUUGAUGUUAAGACAAACAGACAACUCUUCAAUUACAAAGUUGUAUAUGUAAAGAAAUUUAACCCUUCAAAUUCAAUUCUAAGUAUUGAUCAUUAUGGUAACGAAGCCAGUUUGUAUUGGUCAGGUCCAAGAAAUAACCAAAUAAGCAGAUAUCUAAUAAACUCUAAUAUAAAUCAGAUUGUUGUUCGAGAAUAUCCUUCAAUGUGGGUCCCGCUGAAUGUACAACAAACAUUACGUCACAGUUGUCGAAAAUAG